Messenger RNA from Lathyrus sativus (Indian pea), 1536 nucleotides. The record is from the annotation of a GenBank genome assembly. Lineage: Eukaryota; Viridiplantae; Streptophyta; Magnoliopsida; Fabales; Fabaceae.
AUGGGUUCUUUAAAUGCUGAAUUAUCAAAGAAAACUGUUUUUGGUGUAAAGGUUUGGGAAGUGAUUGCAAUUGUUGUUGCUUUGUCAAUUAUAGUGAUUCUGUCUGUGGUUUCAAUUUGUCUUACUUCAAGAAAGAAAUCUAGGAGAGCUAGAAACAAGAUUCCUGUUACUGAGAUACCGAAUGUGUCGAAGGAAAUUAAGGAAGUUAGGGUUGAGCAAGUAUCGACGAAUGGAUUUGCGCCGCGUGAUGGGAUACUUUUAACCAUUCAUGAUAAAUCUAGUGAUAAAGAGUCUGAUAAAGUUAUGGUUCAUUUAGAUUUAGGGAAGAAGAUGAAGAAUGGCGAUAGUAGUAGUCAUUCGGAAUCGUUUCAUCAGUACAUGGAGAAAGAUGGUGGUGGGUCGCAUUCGCAAUCGGGUGAAGAAGGUAGCUCCGAAACGGUUACGGUCUAUAAGCAGCCUUCUUCUUCGCAUCCUAUAACAGCUCCUUCACCUCUAUCUGGUCUUCCAGAAUUCUCGCACUUAGGUUGGGGUCAUUGGUUUACUUUGAGGGAUCUUGAACUUGCUACGAGCCGUUUCGCGAAAGAAAAUGUUCUCGGUGAAGGGGGUUAUGGAGUGGUAUAUAAGGGACAGUUGAUCAAUGGGAGUCCAGUUGCGGUGAAAAAGAUACUCAAUAAUAUUGGUCAAGCAGAGAAAGAAUUUAGAGUGGAAGUUGAAGCUAUUGGCCAUGUCAGACACAAAAACUUGGUUCGUCUUUUGGGGUUCUGCGUUGAGGGAACUCACAGGAUAUUAGUGUACGAGUAUGUCAAUAAUGGAAACUUGGAACAAUGGCUUCAUGGAGCUAUGCGUCACCAUGGCUAUCUUACGUGGGAAGCACGUGUCAAGGUUCUCCUUGGCACAGCCAAAGCGCUUGCGUAUUUGCACGAAGCAAUUGAGCCAAAAGUAGUACACCGAGAUAUCAAAUCGAGCAACAUAUUAAUUGACGAUGAUUUCAAUGCUAAGGUUUCUGAUUUUGGUCUGGCCAAAUUAUUGGGUGCUGGAAAGAGUCAUGUCACAACCCGAGUUAUGGGAACCUUUGGAUAUGUGGCUCCUGAAUACGCAAACACCGGCCUUCUAAAUGAGAAAAGUGAUGUUUAUAGCUUUGGUGUUUUGCUAUUGGAAGGAAUUACCGGAAGAGAUCCAGUUGAUUAUGGUCGUCCGACAAAUGAAGUGAAUCUAGUUGAUUGGCUGAAGAUGAUGGUCGGAAGCAGGAGAUCAGAAGAAGUGGUGGACCCAAACAUUGAGGUGAAACCAUCGACAAGAGCUUUGAAACGCGCUCUCUUAACUGCUUUAAGAUGCGUUGAUCCAGAUUCCGAGAAAAGACCCAAGAUGAGUCAAGUUGUACGAAUGCUGGAGUCCGAGGAAUACCCUUUAGCAAGAGAGGACCGAAGGCACAGAAGAAGAAAUCAAGGAGGUAGUGCAGAAAUUGAAUCGCAGAGGGAAUUUUCCGACACAGACAGGAGUGAGAUUCAGCUCUCUAGAGAAGAGAGCAGAGGGUAG